Coffea arabica (coffee) is the source of this 5718-nucleotide messenger RNA. Its product is annotated as disease resistance protein RGA2. NCBI's taxonomy places the organism in Eukaryota, Viridiplantae, Streptophyta, Magnoliopsida, Gentianales, Rubiaceae. Gene Ontology annotation, molecular function: ADP binding; protein binding. The record is from RefSeq and is a predicted model, not a curated record.
UGUUGACCUUUUGGCUAAACAGGGAUCAGACUUGAAGGAAUUAUUCCUAUACUUGAGACAAGCCAUUGUUUUCCCUUUGUUGAGCACAUUGUUUGUAAUAUUUUGUCCAUGGAAUCUGCAUUUCAAUCUGGUAUUGCAUCAGCUUCCUUGCAAGUUGUUCUUGAGAAGAUUGCUAAUUUUGCUGUGAGGGAAACCAGCUUGAUUCUGGGAGUUGAUGAUGAACUGAGAAGGCUGCAGAGAACACUCCAAAGAAUUAGAGCUAUUCUGGACAAUGUAGAGAACAAUCAUCUGAGUCUGAUCAACGACAGCAGCAACGAAGCCUGGAAGAUGUGGCUUGUUGAUCUGGAGAAGCUCUCAUAUUGUGCUGAUGACCUACUUGAUGAGAUCUCGCUGGAUAUUUCGAGGGUACAUGCUGACAAUUCAGAUGAUGCUAAUAAUAGCAACCUGGUACGCAGCAACCUCUUGUCAUCUUUUAAAUUGUCAGUGCCCCAUGAGAUAUGUAAGAUAAGGAAAGAACUGGAACAUAUUUCAACUGAAAUGGAUAGUCUUUUCCUAAGUAAGUUAUCUGCAGUGGGAUCUUAUAAGAUGCAUACCCCACUUAAUAAUAACUUUUGUGCUACAAGUUCAUUGGUUGAUGAAGAAUUUGUAGUUGGAAGAGAAAAGGACAAAGAGGAUAUCAUCCAGAUGCUAUUGAUGACUGAAUCCAAUAGGGGCAAUGUAUCUGUGAUUCCUCUAGUGGGUAUGGGAGGGAUUGGCAAGACGACCCUUGCUCAAGUUGUUUACAAUGAUGACCGUAUAUUGAAGAACUUCGAAUACAGAAUAUGGAUUUCUGUGUCUAUCAAUUUUGACCUGAUCCGGAUAAGUAAGUCAGUUGUUGAAUCCCUCACUGGAAAAAAAUGCAAGUUGUCUGACCUAGAUCCCAUUCAGUCUAAACUUCAAAAUCUACUAUUUGGGAGAAAGUUUCUUCUAGUUUUAGAUGAUUACUGGACUGAGAAAUAUGGGGAUUGGGAUGCUUUAUGUUCACCUUUAAGAGUUGGACGCCAAGGAAGCAAAGUUAUUGUAACAACUCGAAGCACUAUAGUGUCAUCAAUUCUUGGUACAAUUCCAGCAUAUAGUGUGCAAAGUUUGAAUGAUGAGGUCUGUUGGGAAUUGGUGAAACAAAGAGCAUUCUCAAGUAAGGAUGAAAGGGAGAAAAUGAAUUUGGAAGAAAUAGGGAGAAAAAUAGCUACGAAAUGCAAAGGACUGCCUUUAGCAGCGAAAUCUCUUGGAGGCAUACUUCGUUUCAGAUCUGAUGAAGAGGGGUGGAAUGCCGUCUUAAACAGUAAGAUGUGGGAGCUUCCGCAGGAUCAAAGUGAAAUUUUUUCUGCUUUAAUACUAAGCUAUCAUUUCCUUCCUACACGUUUGAGAAAAUGUUUUGCAUAUUGCUCCAUUUUCCCCCCAAAUCAUGAGUUUGAAAUGGAAGAGUUGGUCCUGCUGUGGGUGGGAGAAGGGUUCAUCCAACCUAGAGGAGAAAUGAGACUGGAGGACAUUGGUAAUGAUUUUUUCAGUGAAUUAAUCUGGAGGUCCUUCUUUCAAUUUUCACAUGUUAACCUACACAACCAGUCAAUAUACAAAAUGCACGAGCUUAUUCACUGUAUGGCACAAUUAAUUUCUGCAAAUACAUGCUUUCGCCUGGAGGAGGAUAUACAACAUUGGCCUCCAGCAUUUAACAAUGCUCGUCAUUUGUCCCUCUCUCAUGAAAGUGUCCAAUCAGUUGGGCCAAAGGCCUUCACUUGGUUUAGGCAGUUACGAACUUUAAUAAUGUCUACGAAUGAUACCAGUGUCUCACAAGUUCCUUACGAACUAUUUUUGAAACUUCAAUUCUUGAGAGUGUUGAACUUGAGCCAUAUGGGCAUUGAUGAACUUCCUAGUUCCAUUGAUCGCUUGAAACAUCUUCGCUACCUUAACCUUUCUGAAAACCACAUCCAAAAGCUGCCUGAACCAACUUCAAACCUUUUAGCUUUACAAACCCUCAAGCUCAAAAGUUGCUUUGAGUUUUUUGAACUUCCAACAAACAUGAAGAAUCUGACUAACCUUCGACAUCUUGACUUGGAUGUAAAGCAUCAGUUAAACUACAUGCCAUCAGGUUUUGGAAAUUUAGUCAACCUCCAAACACUUAGUGCAUUUAUUGUGGGGAGAGCAAGAGGCUGUGGUAUCAUAGAGUUGAAGAAUAUGAGAUUCCUAAGAGGAUCAUUGUGCAUUACCAAUCUUGAAAAUGUGCUGAGGCCAAUGGAAGCAAAAGAGGCAAAUUUAUUCAAGAAACCAUACCUUAAAAAACUUCAGUUGGAAUGGAACUGCCUCGGGGAUAAAAUAGAUGAGCAAGAAGUACUUGCAGGCCUUCAACCUCACGAGAACCUUAAGGAGUUAUCUAUAUCAGGGUACAAUGGUGUCAUGUUUCCUAGUUGGAUAAGUAAUCCAGUGUACAAGCUCACAAAUAUUCACCUUCAUAGCUGUCUGUCUUGCUCAAUUCUCCCUUCUCUUGGGCAACUUCCACUCCUCAAAUUUCUUUGUAUUGAAGAUAUGGCUGGUUUGGUGCAUGUUGACCAUCAUUUUUGUGGCUUCGGUAGUAUUAAAGGGUUUCCAUCACUGGAGUCACUAAUAUUCCAGGACAUGCCAAAUAUGACCACAUGGAGAGGAUUGAAUGGAGAUGAUUUGCCUUGCCUACGUGAGCUCACUAUGAGUAAUUGCUCAAGGCUAACCAGUUUGCCAUCACUUCACAACCUCAAUUUCCUCCAUAAUUUAAACAUUGGCAGCUGCCCAAGACUUCAAGCAUUACCAGAAGAAGGAUUACCAGAGUCUCUUCAACUCCUGAUCAUUGUUGACAGUGCCAUCAUCAAAGAAAGGUGCAGAGCUGAUGUGGGUGAAGAUUGGCACAAGAUAAACAGAAUACCUAAGAUAGAGAUUGAUUAUGUUGAGAUUCCCAUAGUGGUGCAUGGAGUUUAAGGUUGGCUGAUUGGUCUCUGUAUUCAUAGUGCUUCGGUGAUGGUAACAUGGAGUGUCUGGGAGCCGGGUCAAGUGAAGGAAUCAUGUUUUAAAUGUCAGAAGCAAAGUGCAAAUUUUUGUUAGUUAAAUCCAGAAUUUUUCUCUAUACAACAGUGAAAUGCAUGUUCCUGAUACGAAUGGUGCAAGCAAAAGAGAAAGCCAGUUCAUGGAGGUUAUGGCUACCUUUGAACAAUACGAAACAUCCCAUCAGGAAAAAGAGGCAAAACAGGCAGCAGCACAGUUCUACAAGGAGGGGCAGCAAAAUUUGACACUCUGCAGACUGUUCUGAGUGGAAAUGUACACUCCUUUCAGUGGUUUGAUUGAUGAGUUACAGUGCAAAGAGAUUGACUGAGUUCAUCUAGAAAAUAUCAAAGAUUAUGGCACUUCAGAAGAAGUGGUUCUGCUUUGAAAGGAAUUGGGCAGAUAUAGAUGAUAUAUCGAGAUAAUCUUCAGAAUCACAACUUAGUGGUCUGGUAAAUAGGCCAUCCAAGGGAAUUAAUGGUGUCACGAGAACCAGUAAACAAUUUGUGUUAACCAUGUCUGUCUCAAGAGUGGUCUUGCCUGCCGGAAACUAGAUGUCAGUGCUACCAUUGGCAUAUGAGAGAACAAACCAGAAGUCUUUGCUCAUUGCUGUAAUGUGUUCCCACUCUGCAACCUUCUGUCCACCUCUAGUAGAAACUUUGUAGAUCUUCCUGCUCUGUUAAGGUUUUAACAUUUGAAGGAAAAAGGUUCUUCUUGCGAAAUUUCAGGUGAGAUCAAUUGAACAUCCUCUUAUAUCUGAUCUGUGGUAUUAUGUUGUCGCCUAAUCAGCAGAAGCAGUUUAAUUUUUUUCCUUCAAGUUAUUCACCUGCAAAACUCAUAGUCAAACUUCGUUAUAACAUAGUUGAAUAUACAACAACCCCUUGCUGGAAUCAGGAAUGGUAGUUUGUUUUUUCUCCCACACUUGGUUGUGUAAGUUCCCCAAAUGACAUAACAUGCAUUUCGUGGACUCCAUGAGAAGGGAUACAGUUUGCUGAUCCUAAUUGAUGCUCAUAAUUAAUCUCAUGCUUUGAAGAACUAUUGAAAUUCAUUUUUUUAUCUUAGUUGAAUGAAGGCACUGUUAUAUCUGAUUUACUGGUUAUGCAAACUGAGCCUAAUACCUUGGUUGGCAUCAUAGCUUCAUCUUCUUUCCAAGGAAAACUAAAAAUGUAAACUCAGGGUUAGUGCCACAUAAUACAUGUAUUCCUGCGCUUAUAUCCUAAAUGCUUUCUCUAUUUCUUUCUUUUCUAGCAUCUUCAACUCUAUCCUCUUAUCUCAGUUUCUCCCUGCGUCUUCCACACUGUUCUCCCCUCCAUAUCCAAACUUCUAGUGCAUGUUUUUUUCUUCUUUGUGUUUUGUUUUAUUAUUAAUGUGUAUUCUUCAUUGUUGGAGGGAAUAAUGAUCAAAGAAUGGUAAACUGUAUGCAGACAAGGCGGUCUACACUAACAUGUAUACCUAUCAGAUGUAAGCUCAAACAAAGAUACUCGCGCUUCUGUUUAGCUUUUAUUGGUGAAAGCUUGAAAAGACUAUGUGAAUAAUGAUAUUCUGGUUACUCUUCAAUCCCUUGCACUGACAUACACUGGAAAUAAUUUGAAAGCAAUUAAUACUACUUAAGGUAUACAUCACUUUUCAUGAUCCACAAAUUCAAAAAGCAGUAUAGAGGAGCACCACUGGACAGCUAACUAAAUAUCUCAUUGCAAUUGCAGAAGAUUCAUGCAGGUAUAAUUAAUAAUGCAUAAGCUUUCCUAUCUAACCCAAUGUAUUCUCUCUGUUUCCAUACCUCUCUAUGCUCUCUUUCCAAAGGCAAAUGACAGGUGAGGAAAAGAGCAACUCAUCGAAGGAACUGGUGCUGAAAAAACUGAUGCAAUAAAUACAAGCACAAGUUUUGAAGUCGAAUAACUCAAAUUAAUGAGGAUAAUCAAGAACAGGACGAAAGCACACUGUGUUAAUCACUAAGGGGGUUCGGAAAGGGUUCCAAAGUUGUAUGUGGUUUUAUCAAGACAAUGACAGACAAAACAAUGCUCCAAAAAUGGAGCCAUCAGAUCAGCGCAAGAUUGGUCCAAAUGGUAGUUUGUGAAAGCCAAGGGACUUAAAUUCUGGUGUAUCUACUUAGUGUAUCUACUUUCACUUUGGGGAGCUGCUGUUCAGCUGUAGCAAUUUCAGUAAAUUUUAGGCAGCAAGGCAAUUGCAAAAGGCAAGGAUAAGUUUGCAGUUGAAGGAAUUCAUUGGUGAUAAUUCAUGUCAUCAAGUUGAAACUGCACAUAGUGUUCACCAGGAACAAUGUUAUAUCUUUUUUAAAGGACAACACAGAAGACUUCCUUCAAAAAGAAAGGACUGGGAAGAUUGAGAUAACGUGAUUGAGCUUCAGUGAGUUAUUUUCAAGGCUGUUAUCUAGAGGUGGCAAUAUGGAUAUAUGGUUCAUUAUUGGUUUUGACUUAAUGGAUGGUGGAUGAAAUUUAUCCAAUCCAUUUAGAUCCAUUUAAAUCCAUUUAUUUAAAUGGAUCUAAAUGGAAAUGGAUCUAAAUGGAUGGAUCUAAAUGGAUUAAAUAAAAAUCAAUUAUCCAUUUAUAAUCCAUUUAAAUAUUUUUGUUACUUUUUUUUUGUAUUACCAUUUCUUGUAAUAUGAAGAUACUUUUUUAUGUACUUGUAAAUUUUAGGUGUAUUUGGAUGAGAAAGAGG